AUGGCCACGUUGACCUUCCUCCUCUGCUUGACACUCCUCUCCCCGCUCUGCACCUCUGCUCAGACCGCCGGAAACGUAUCCAUCGGAGCCACCAUCACAGCCGCUGAAAACUCCGAACCAUGGCGGUCGCCGUCGGGAGACUUCGCGUUCGGCUUCCAACACCUCCCCGGAAACAAUGGCUUCUUCGUACUGUCCAUAUGGUUCGACAAAAUCCCCGAAAAAACCAUCGUCUGGUACGACAGGGCUUCCUUUCCGGUGCGCGGCGGCGCCACCGUGCAGCUCGACGCCGCCGGCGGGAUAGUCCUCCGGGGCCCCCACGGCAGGGUGCUGCGACGCUCCGACGGCCUCGCCGAUCAGGUGGCGUACGGAUUCAUGAACGACACCGGAAACUUCGUCCUCCGCGGCGGCGAUUCGGCGGCGCUCUGGGAGAGCUUCAACAAUCCAACGGACACCAUCCUUCCGACUCAGAAUAUUCCGGCAGGCAGCCAACUGAUUUCCCGGUCGACGGCCGCCAAUUUCUCUCAGGGAAGAUUCUACGCCGCCGUAAAAGACAACGGAAAAUUCGCGCUAAGCACGAAAACCACGCCGGAAAAUAAUUUAUUCGACGCAGAGUAUUACAGCUUCGGAAUUCCCGGCGCCGGCGGCCGGUUGGUCUUCGACGAACGAGGCAUCAUUUCGGUUCAGAGCCAAAACGGGACAGAGUCAGUUCUAUCUUCCAGCUCAAAUCCGUCGCCGGCGUCGGAUUACUAUUACAGAGCCACUCUCGAUCCCGACGGAAUCUUCGCGCAAUAUUAUUACCCAAAGAUUCCUCGUACUCCCGCCGCCGGACAGUGGAUAACAGCUAGUUCUUGGCCGGACAACAUAUGUGUAAGCCUCGCUGGACUCCUCGGCAGCGGCGCGUGCGGUUAUAACAGCGUUUGCACCUUGCAAAAAGGGCGGCCUAAUUGCCAGUGUCCGCGCGGCUUCUCGCCGGCGGAUCCAAACAAUACUUCCGGCAAUUGUGCGCCGAAUUAUACUCCGAGUUGCGCCCCGGGAUCAUCGCCGGAACCGGACAUGUACGAUGUGUUCGAGGUUUCAGACACCGACUGGCCUUUCAACGAUUACGAACAAAUAUGGCCGUGUUCAAUAGAACAGUGCCGCAGCCUCUGCCUCGCCGAUUGUUUCUGCGCCAUCGCCAUUUUCCGAAACGACAGCUGCUGGAAGAAGCGGCUGCCGCUAUCCAACGGCAAAGUCGACACUUCCAUCGGCGCCACUGCCUUUCUCAAAUUCAAGAAAGACGGCGGCGGCAGCAACAACAAUCAAUCAAACAAAUUUGUAAAACAGAGCCGGACUAACCCGACACUCACUCACGUGGUGUCGGGGCUUUUAAGCUUCUCAGUAUUAAUCAACACGGUGUUGAUUAUUAUUUACAUAAUUAUUUAUAAGAAAAAAAACUCAGGGCUUUUACAUCCCUACCCGGCGCCGGAAUCUCGGCCUGGCCCUAAUCUCCGGCGGUUUACGCACAAAGAGCUUGACCGCGCGACGAACGGGUUCAAAGAAGAAGCCGGGAGAGGCUCGUUCGGAAUUGUAUACAAAGGAAAACUCGAGAACGCCGCGACGAUAGCAGUGAAGAAGCUCGACGGAGUAAUCGGUCGCGACAAGGCGGAAAGGGAAUUCGUGACGGAAAUGGAGGUGAUCGGGCAGACACACCACAAGAAUCUUGUCCGAAUGAUUGGAUUCUGCGACGACGGGAUUCAUCGAAUGCUUGUGUACGAGUUCAUGUCCAAUGGCACGCUGGCGGCGUUCCUCUUCGGGCAAUCGAGGCCGAGCUGGAGGUCGAGGAUGGAGAUAGCAAUGGCGGUUUCGAGGGGGUUAAGGUAUCUGCACGAGGAGUGCGCGGCGCCGAUAAUCCACUGCGACAUAAAGCCGCAGAACAUACUUCUCGACGACCGUAACAAUCCUCGGAUUUCGGACUUCGGAUUGUCGAAGAUUCUGGGGAUGAAUCAGAGCAGAACGGUGACGAACAUUCGGGGGACGAAGGGGUACGUGGCGCCGGAGUGGUUUCGGAAUUCGCAGGUGACGGCGAAGGUCGAUGUUUACAGCUUUGGGGUUUUGCUGUUGGAGAUUGUCACGUGCAGGAAGAGCUUGGAGUUUGGUAAUAAUGGCGAGGGGGAGAUGUUGAUGGAUUGGGUGUGGGAUUGUUUUGUGGAAGGGAUGGUGGAGGAGAUGGUGGGGGAGGCGGUGGCGGCAGAGGAGAGGGCGGCGGUGGUGAGGGCGGUGAAGGUGGGGAUAUGGUGUGUGCAGGAGGAUGCGGCGGUGAGGCCAAGGAUGGGGGAGGUUUGUCGGAUGCUGGAAGGUGUCGUGGAGGUGGAGGUGCCGCCAUGUCCGUACCGGACUGGAUCUACUUUUACUGCAGCUGCCUGAUACUGAUAAUUAGGGUUUGUUUGAGUGCGGUGAAAUAAGGAGAAAGGAAGAGGAAGAAGAAAUACUUAGGAAAACAUGGGACGUUGGAGACGUUAAAUUCGGUUUUUUUUUUUUUUUUAAACAAAAAAAAAUGUUAAUUAAGAAUAAUCAUCACAUGAGAAAUUACUUUUGAAAAUGAAAUUAAAUCAGCAUCCAUUGA
This is a messenger RNA of Andrographis paniculata, 2602 nucleotides long. Its product is annotated as G-type lectin S-receptor-like serine/threonine-protein kinase LECRK3. NCBI's taxonomy places the organism in Eukaryota, Viridiplantae, Streptophyta, Magnoliopsida, Lamiales, Acanthaceae. Gene Ontology annotation, biological process: protein phosphorylation. Gene Ontology annotation, molecular function: ATP binding; protein serine/threonine kinase activity. The record is from RefSeq and is a predicted model, not a curated record. The transcript has a single exon. Bases 1 to 2403 code for a protein of 800 amino acids.